UCAGCUGAAAAGUUGUGAGAAAUGCUAUAAAAGACGAAUAUUCGAAUUACGACGAAUUACUUGUGUAUAAUAUCAAAAUGAGCACAAUAAAGUUAUCAGUGAUAUUUUUCCUCCUCGUAUUUACGAAUCUCUCGUUACAACAUGAACAAAUUCCAAAAGCCAAAACAGUUUUAGGAAGCGUCAGUGGUUAUUAUAAAGAGUCUCGAUCUGGGAAAACAUAUGAGGCUUACGAAGGUAUCCCCUAUGCAGAAAUUCCUAUUGGAGAACUUCGGUUCGAACCACCCAAACCUGUGCAGAAAUGGGAAUACGAAUUACCUGCAAAGAAAAAGGGUUCCAUUUGUAUACAGUAUCGUACUAAGCCUGGUGCAGACGGAGAUACAGUCUCAGGCUGUGAAGAUUGCUUGUACAUGAACAUUUAUGUAUCACUUAGAAACAAUACUAAGACUUUAUUACCAGUAAUGUUUUGGAUUCAUGGAGGAGCCUACCAAUUUGGUACUGGAAAUGAUCUAGACGAGAGUCAUUUAAUGGAUAAGAGUAUUGUAUUGGUUACGUUUAAUUAUCGUGUAGGACCUUUCGGUUUUCUUAGUACGGGAGACAAUGUAGUUUCUGGAAAUAUGGGAUUAAAGGAUCAAAGCAUGGCACUGCGCUGGGUAUCCGACAAUAUUAAGAAUUUCGGAGGUAAUCCGAAAGAUGUAACUUUAAUCGGUUUCAGUUCGGGAGGCAUGAGCGUUCAUUAUCACUAUCUGUCACCUUUGAGUGCUGGUCUAUUCCAAAGAGGUAUAUCUAUAAGUGGUACAGCACUUAAUCCUAGGGCACAAACAAAACGAGCUUCAGAGAAAGCUAAAAAAUUGGCAGCGGCAGUGGGGUGCCCAACUGAUAGUAGCAGUAAAAUGAUUGCUUGUUUAAAAAAGCGUCCACCACGACUCAUAUCACAAAACGUCGACAAGCUUUUGGUUUGGUUGAACAAUCCUGCUAGUCCUUUUGGACCAGUUGUGGAGAAGCAAGGAUCGAGUCCUUUCAUUAGUCGCUCUCCAAUUGAAAUUAUCACUUCAGGUGAGGUUCAAGAUGUUCCCUGGAUUACUGGAGUCGUUGGCGAAGAUGGAAUAUUUCAAGCUGCAGAUUUUGUUGAAGACGAUGAUUUAUUGAAAUAUCUAAAUGAUAAUUGGGACGAUAUCGCGCCAUACCUGAUUAAUUAUAACGAUACUAUUUCGCUUUGCGAGCAUAAACAAGUGGCGGAAGAAAUCAGAAAGUAUUAUUUGGGAUCAAAAAAAAUUGACCGUAAUACAGUGGCACCACUGAUACAAAUGCUCAGCGAUCGAUCAUAUGGUGUUGGCAUGGCGACAGCUGCUAAAUUACAUGCGAAAGUUAACAAAAAUCCAGUGUGGAGUUAUUACUAUACAUACAAAAUUAAAGAAGACCUUAGCUUUACAACUAAACUCGGGGUAGCCCAUGGAGACGAUAUUUAUCUUGUGAUUAAUAAAGACGCUUCGAAUAUGACAAAUUCAGAGGACCUAGCAAUGCAGCAACUUUUAUUUGAUUUUUACACUUCUUUUGCUAUUGAAGGAAAACCACGUGUCGGUGAUGCUAAAUGGCAGUCAUUAAAAUCUGGCGAGGAUAAUCUUUAUUAUUUACACAUAGCUGAUGCAAAAAAUGUGAAAAUGGAAUCUAAUGGAAAUUUUGCGCAAAAGAAAUUUUGGGAUACAAUAAAAUCUCACGAAAAUUAA
Molecule: messenger RNA, 1724 nt
Organism: Bombus huntii
Lineage: Eukaryota; Metazoa; Arthropoda; Insecta; Hymenoptera; Apidae
Product: venom carboxylesterase-6-like
Exons: 8
Coding region: 78-1724 (548 amino acids)
Source: RefSeq, a predicted model, not a curated record